CUUUAAUCAAACCAGAAAAAAAGCGUAAAAGGGCUGAAGAGGCCACAAGAUGGGCAACAGCCUCCGUCUCUGCGUCGCCUGCCUUCUCCCCUGUGGCGCACUCGACGUCGUAAGGGUGGUCCACAUAACCGGCCACGUCGAUGAGCUCAGCCGGCCGGUAACCGCCGGUGAGAUUCUGGCGGCUAACCCCGGCCACUUCAUCAGCAAACUUUCUUCUCAGGGCGUCGCCUCUCAUCGGAUUCUCAUCGUUUCUCCUGAGACUGAGCUUAGGCGCGGCAACAUCUACUUCCUAAUUCCUGCAGCGGCGGCGGAAAAGAGGAAGAAACAGAGGAAUUUUGAAGAGAAGGUGGUAGCGCCGGACCAGAUGGAGGUGAAGAAGGCGGGCCACCGGCGGCGGCAGAGCAGGCGCGUGGCGGUGUGGCGGACGAAUCUGGAGAGUAUAUCGGAGGAUCUGUGAAAAAGCUUAAUCUGGGUUUUAAGAGGGGUAAAGGAAUGAUUUUUCUUAAAA
Messenger RNA from Phalaenopsis equestris, 508 nucleotides. RefSeq lists its product as uncharacterized. NCBI's taxonomy places the organism in Eukaryota, Viridiplantae, Streptophyta, Magnoliopsida, Asparagales, Orchidaceae. The coding region runs from base 50 to 457 and encodes 135 amino acids. The transcript has a single exon. The record is from RefSeq and is a predicted model, not a curated record.